Molecule: messenger RNA, 4145 nt
Organism: Ahaetulla prasina
Lineage: Eukaryota; Metazoa; Chordata; Lepidosauria; Squamata; Colubridae
Gene: ILVBL
Product: ilvB acetolactate synthase like
Exons: 16
Coding region: 1275-3164 (629 amino acids)
Biological process (GO): L-valine biosynthetic process
Cellular component (GO): acetolactate synthase complex
Molecular function (GO): acetolactate synthase activity; magnesium ion binding; thiamine pyrophosphate binding
Source: RefSeq, a predicted model, not a curated record
GCGCAAGAGUUCAUGUGGCGAAUAACGCAUGGAAUCAGUCGACAGCUGACUAUGUCCCCUUUAGCAGCUGAGAUGUUAUACUGAGAUGUUUUUCCGGGGUCCGGUAUCAGAUGGAAAAAGAAAACAGGCAGUCUGUCCUGGAUAGAUGUAAAAUCCAUUAGAUAGAUGUAAAAUCCAUUGCUAUCCUGGUGGAUUAACAGACAAAAGAUCGUAAACCGUCUUAACCCAACCCGGACCAAAGCAUGACUGCUCUGUUCCAUAGUCCGAAUCCCCUCAGGGAAGUAGGUGGUGCUACCGUCGCCUCCUUCACGUCGCUCACCCCUCCUCCAGCACCGUGCAUGGCGGCCGUGGUUAUCAAAAGGCCUAACCUUGUCCAACGGCCACCAGAUAGAUGUUGCGCUGGGCCAGAGAGUGCCGUCUGCGGGAGAGAUGUUCCAGCAGUCCAGGGAGGAGGACCGAGGGUGGGGGUAAAAGGGUAGCCACAAUGUCAGCUGGAGGCUACACCGUCCUGCCCCACGCCUCGACAUGGUCGUCAAGUCCACCACUCGCCCCCACCCUCAGUGGGGGAGAUGGUCCAACGAGCUGGGAACCAGAAGACCAGGAGGCGUAGUCCAGGGGUGCAACCAGGAAUGUAACCAGGGCGCGGCUGAAUGAGCGCCGUCUCAGCUGAAAGCCUGCAGCCCCCUCCCCUCAUCUCCACAAGGCCGCCUCCACCUGUCCGCCGAGCCUCAACCGCCGACGGGGAAGAUGUUGUGGCGAAGCGAGGGCCAAAGUGCCAAGCCACGCAGUCCGGGCAUCGCGGCGUAGUUGGCACACGCCGCCCCCCCCACACCUCCACAUGGCCGUUCGUCUCCCACCGCUCACCCUGCAUUUAACAGGGAGAUGAUAACAAGAGCGGGGGACCCGGGACCAUGAGGCUCAGUCCGAGGGGUGUCGUCUGAUGGAAGCAGUUAGCGGCGCCAAAAACAAACGCCGCUAACCACCAAACAGCUGAGAAACAGCUGAGGACCGGCCGGCCGCCCACGCACCUCCGCGAGGCCGCCAUCUUUGCCCACCCCGUCUCCGGCUUCUCCGACCUCCAACACAGCGACCGCGGGUUCAAAAAGGUCCUAGGACCCCACCCGCGGUUGCUGGGAUAUAAAGUUCAUCGGACCGGGGGAAGCAAGCGGCAGAGGAGGCAGCAGGACAUCGCCAUCAGCCAGGGAUCUUGCCAACCGCCGAUCAGAGCGCUCAAACUGAAGUGUAUCCCUAGCUGGUGCUGAAUAAAUCUCAACAUGGUAUCUGAAACCUUAGGCCUGGAAAGUUCCUCAGUAUGGGUGCUGGCACUGUUGGGAACUUUUACAGUAACUGUUCUUGGACUGGUGCACAAACUAGGACUGAUUUAUCAAUUCUGGCAUCAGGUGGACCCUAAAAGUACCCGGCAUGGUGGGGAGAUAGUGGCAGAGGUGCUAAAAGCUCAUGGUGUGCGUUACUUGUUCACACUUGUGGGUGGACACAUCUCCCCCAUUUUGGUGGCUAGUGAGAAAUUGGGCAUUCGUGUUGUGGACACAAGGCAUGAGGUGACUGCUGUAUUUGCAGCAGAUGCAGUGGCCAGGCUCUCAGGAACAGUGGGAGUUGCUGCAGUGACAGCGGGACCUGGAGUAACAAAUACUGUGACAGCUAUGAAAAAUGCCCAAAUGGCAGAAUCUCCCGUGUUGCUGAUUGGAGGGGCAACAGGCACAUUGCAGAAGGGCCGAGGAGCUCUCCAAGAUAUUGACCAAUUAGCUCUAUUGAAGCCACUCUGCAAAUUCUGUGCUUCAGUGAACACUGUCAAAGAUAUUGCUCCUGUGCUGCGAAAAGCAAUUGCUGUUGCCCAAUGUAAUACUCCAGGCCCUGUGUUUGUAGAGUUUCCUUUGGAUAUUCUAUAUCCUUAUCAUUUGGUUGAGAGAGAGAUACUUAGGAAUGCUUUUCCCAAGAGCCUGAAAGGAAAGGCCUUGAACUGGUUCCUGCACAAUUAUUUGAGAAACCUGUUUGCUGGAGCUUGGGAAGUACAAGACUUUUCACCGCUACCAGUGAAUAUGCCAGAAGCCACAGAGGCACAGGUGCAGCAGUGCGUGGAGCUGAUCAGCAGGGCUAGGAAGCCAGUCAUACUGCUUGGCAGUCAAGUGACCCUUCCUCCAAUUCCAGCAAAUAAGCUUAGAGAAGCUUUAGAAGAACUCGGGAUUCCAUGUUUCCUGGGAGGCAUGGCCCGUGGCAUGCUGGGAAAGAACAGCCCAAUGCACAUUCGUCAAAACCGGCGUGAGGCUCUCAAGGAGGCAGAUCUGGUUAUUCUGGCAGGCACAGUCUGUGAUUUUCGCCUGUCAUAUGGGCGCGUCUUGAGUAAGCACAGCAAAAUCAUAGCUAUUAACAGGAAUCGGGAGCAAUUGUUUAAAAAUGCAGAUUUUCACUGGACACCAAAUAUAGCCAUAAAAGGGGAUGCUGCAUUGUUCUUUGUGUGCUUAAACCAAAAGCUGAAAGGCUAUUCAUGUCCUCAGGAUUGGGUAAUGAGCCUGAAGAAGGCUGAUCAGAGGAAGGAAAAAACAAACAGAGAGAAGGCAGAAGAACCGACAGAACAGCAUCUUAACCCACUGAAGCUCUUGCAUCAUGUAGAUUACUUGCUUCCCGAAGACAGUCUACUAGUUGCAGAUGGAGGUGAUUUUGUAGCAAGUGCUGCCUAUAUUAUAAAGCCAAGGGGACCACUAUCUUGGCUGGAUCCAGGAGCUUUUGGAACUUUGGGAGUUGGGGGUGGAUUUGCCUUAGGAGCCAAACUCUGCAGGCCAGAAUCAGAGGUGUGGAUCAUAUAUGGAGAUGGCUCUCUUGGAUUCAGCAUCAUGGAAUUUGAUACUUUUGUGCGACACAGGAUACCCGUUAUUGCCCUUGUGGGGAAUGAUGCCUGCUGGACUCAAAUUUCCAGGGAGCAAAUACCCUUGUUGGGUAGCAAUGUAGCUUGCGCUCUGGAUUACUUAGAUUACCAUGUGGUGGUAGAAGGUUUAGGAGGGAAAGGUUUGUUGCUCACACGCAAGAAUGAGGACCAAAUGGAUGACAUCAUCCGGACAGCACAAUCCAAAUGCAGGAGUGGACAGCCCAUCCUUCUCAAUGCAUUGAUUGGGAAAACAACCUUCCGUGAAGGCUCCAUUGCUAUGUAGGCUGUGGCUAUGGCUGCAGUACCUGAGAGUUAUAUAAAGAGUAGAAUCUCUGCUUUGCAUGAAGGCUCUGGCUCUGUUGAACUGUCAUUAAGUUAGGGGUUGGGUCACCCUGAGAGCCAGAAUAGCUAGCUAUUGUUAACAGUUAGUAAGCUUUGAGGCCUUCUGUUAUGUCUUUCUGUUGUCUCACUUUGCUUCUGUUUUUGUUGGUGAAAGUCGCUUUAAUUUGGUGGCUCUUUCCUUUUUUUUUUUAACAUGGUACAUUUAGCUUGGUAAACCCUCAUUGACUGAUCCUGACUUGCAAAUCAAAAAAAAUGUCUAUGUCUAAUGGAAAAAGCCUGGGUGGGUAAGGAGGGAAUUUAAUUCUUUUAUUUUACAUUGUGGCAAAAAUCUAUUUCUCAGAAUAUGGAAAACUAGAGAGUAUAUUAAUAACAAUAGAAUGAUAGUGAAUACUCACUAUCUGAUAGUGAGUAUCAUUGAAUACUCAAAAUAUCUUGUGAUAAAAAAUAAUACAAAUGUGUGACCAUAUAUUCAAACUAUAUUAGAACUAAAGUUGUCGUUUUAAAUAUGUCGAAUUACUUUUUGAAGUUUAGAAAAUUAAAUGUAAUUGUCAAAACAACUUAAAUGAACAAAAUUAAUUAAUCAGUUUUAUUUUCUCCUUUGGAUUAUUUAUUAAACCUGGAAGAGUAAAUAAUGAUCUUUGAAUGUUUUUUAAAAAUGUGUAAUGAUUAUAGUUUGAUUAAAUUUGAGAGUGAUUUUGUUAAGACAUUUCUAGUUAUAUGUGUUUUGCAUAUUUUGAAGUUUUGUAGCUCUUAAUUUCCAAAAUAUUUGGACAAAUUGCUCAAUUGAUAUAAUUUAAUAUAUAAUGUGAUACAUAUUUGUAGUUUAUCCAGAUUCGAUUAAUGAUUUAUAUAUUUUUAUAGUGUGCUUUAAGGAAUUUAUUCAAUACAAAUUGGACAUCAAAUAAAAUCCACUUAAUCUUUA